CUCUUUUCUUCUUCCGAUUCUCCUUCCGCCGCGACUGUGUAAUCAUGAGAGGAGUUAAACGCGCCGCCGUCUCCGAAUCUAACGAAUCUCCCUUUAAGAAUGCAAAACCAGUGGAAGGAAUCUUAUUUGGUAACCAGAAGAAUCUAGCACUGAUCCAACAGAGUCUAUUAACACCAGCAUCAUUGGAUAAACAGAGAGCUGAGUUAGCUAGGAAGCAUGUGAGAGCUCUUAAUAACCAAUUUGUAAGUUGGGUGCAGUUACAGCUGAAGAAUCAUCCUGAUGAACUUUGGGAAGAUGGGAUGAAUGACUACAUUGCACAUGCGUCAAACAUUCUGGAAAAGUUUAAGGAUGUGGUCAACUGGCUAAAAGAAAAUAAGGGAAAGGGGGAGAAUGUAUCCCCUGAAUCUCGUGGAGCAGAGAAGAAAUUAGUGGCUGAAGUCAAGAAUAGUGAUGUUAAUCAAGCAGGAACAAUAUCUACUAGCCAACCUUCUUAUCAAUUUUCUAAUAAUCAACCCCCUUUUACAUCUGGAGUAACUCCAGUGUCCAUACAGGCAAAGCGGGAUUCCACAGAUGAUGCGGACGAAGACGAACAACCUCAACCGAGCAGCCCAUCUGUCAAAAAGGCUGAAGAGAAGGGUGUUACUGUGGUUCAUGAAGUCAAAUGCAAACUUUAUGUCAAGUCAAAUGACCCAACGGAUAAAGGGUGGAAAGAUAAAGGAACUGGGAAUCUCUACAUAAAAUGCAAAGAAGGCGUCGACAAGGGGACAAAAGAAUCAAAACCCACAAUUCUUGUCCGAAACGAUGUUGGAAAACUGCUUCUGAAUGCACUACUGUACACGGGAAUCAAGACGAGCACACAGAAGAACGCCCUUGUUGCAAUAUUCCACUCCUCGGAGGAUUCUAACGAGAAUGUAACACCGAGAACCUUUCUGAUAAGAACAAAAACCGCAGAAGCUAGAGAUAAGUUAGCAACGGCCAUCCAAGAAUACGCCCCUUCUUCAUAGAUUGCCCAAAGCCAGGUUGAAAUCUUCACUGUACCUUUUAAAAGACUGUAUUGAGUCGUCCUCUCUCUAUAUUUUUUUCCUUGAUUUGUAAUAUUAGGAAGGCUCUUAAGAUUAACGUAAAGCUUGAUAAAGGGCUUAAAAAUGU
Molecule: messenger RNA, 1149 nt
Organism: Arabidopsis arenosa
Lineage: Eukaryota; Viridiplantae; Streptophyta; Magnoliopsida; Brassicales; Brassicaceae
Source: the annotation of a GenBank genome assembly